AUGAAUACAAUUAUAUGGCUAUUUCUAUUUCAACUUGUUUCCAUCUUUGCAAAUGAUCUAAUCAAGAAUUCCAUAUCGAAUGGGUUAAUCAAAUCUGAGGACGCCACGAGCGACUCGAAAUUACGGCAAGGUCGAAAUCGUGCUAGUGUACCUCAGUCAUUGACAUUGCUAAUGAAUUUCAAAAAUGAUGGCACAACAUCGUUUCAAAUUAUGCAAGGUAAUCAUGAUUAUAAUAAUGACAGAAAAAAAGGAUCCGAUUCUUAUGUCAAUAUUUACUCUCGACUUAUCAUAGGAUCACAAGUUGUUUAUGUGGAUGGUGGACUUUGUAAGUACGGUCAAUUAUUUGAUCCAGCCACAGGACGUUGCCGGGAUAUUUACUGUCAAGAACUAAAUCAUAAAUUCAAUGGAACCAUGUGCAUACCUGAUGAAAGUAAAAAUGCAACAAAUGCAUAUAAACGUAUGAGUGAUAUUGAUCUGUCGACGAUUAUUGUGAUUUCUCGUACUAAUCGUGUUGCAAGUGGAAAUGCGAAUUUUUCCGUUUAUCUCAAUAGUCGAAUGAAUGAAUCAUGCACAGCCGAUUGGGCAAAAAUGUUCCAUGAAACACUGAAAAGUAAGUCCAAAUAUAAUGGAAGUAUACGGCAAAACAAUCGAAUUCGAUCACAUUUCAUUUCAACAGGCUAUCUUGGCAUUGAUCGCGACCGUAUUAUUAAGAUUCGAUUCAGUAUUGAAGAUGAGAAACCACCGAUUGGUAAAGCUCCAAAAAAGAAUAAUAGCACAUCUGUCAUUCCUCAUGGCACGUCGACAAAUGAUUACAUCAAUCAACAGCUCGUUAAGAAUGACUCUGUAACUUUAAACUUUCAUUUUUCCAUCGCCGAUCGAAAUGAAGAAUCUAAAGAUACGUUAACAGGUCUACAUGUCGUUACAUUACUUCUACUGGCAUCUGAGCGUCAUGCUUCGAUUGAUCUUUGUCAAAAUUAUGCAUUGGUUGUUCAAACAUUAUCCAUUGUAUCUGAUAAAAAUAAAACUCGUCAAGAAUUCUGUGACGAUCCAGACGUGAUGUACGUAGCAAAGAACGGCGAAAUACGUCGACGAAUACGACCAUCGGGAGAAGUUGAUUACGUAGUCGAUGUGCCUGAACUUGAAGCAACAUAUGAAGGCGGCGACUUUACUUAUUUAUAUAUGGUUUCAACGCUAACACAACAGACGUCUGAUGUGGCUUUGAAAAAUUCGCCAACCAAUUCAACGUCAAGAAAAAUGGUUUCUGUCUGCAUCCGUCAACCUCGGAUAGUUGAACGCUGUCCAGAUAGUCUCGUUAUGCGCAUUGCUCUAUGCGAAGUGACUCAAUACAAAAACCAUUCAAUUCGCAUUAAACGCACUGGUCGACUGUAUACCAAUCGUGAAUAUCGUUACGAUGACUUCCGGUCUGAUUUAUAUGUUGUGGUUUGUAAACAUGAUACACACAAUGGUACAACCAAUGGGAAAAAACCAGGCUUUUUCGAAAAAGCACCAGGAUUUUUAUCGACUAUUGCAAUUAUUUUAUCAAUAUUUGCCUUAGCGAUUACUUUAAUCACAUUCAUAGUAUUUUCUUCCCUACGAAAUUUACCUGGUUGUAAUACAAUCAAUCUAAUUGUUGCAUUAAUGCUGGCAGAAAUCCUUUUCCUAUUGCAAAGUUUGUUCAUUAUGACAAGACCAAGUGUAUGUUUGCUAUUCGCAUUAGGAAUACAUUUUUUCUUCUUGGCAAGUUUUUUCUGGAUGAAUGUCAUGGCUUUUGAUCUUUGGAAAACAUUUCAUAAAGGUUUUUCCAUUUAUGUUUGUGAGAUUCGCGAACGUCUACCAUAUUAUGCUCUAUACGCAUGGGGCAUGCCCGUUCUUAUUGUACUCAUUGGCAUUGUCCUUGACGCUAAGAAUGCAUCACUGAAACCAUGUUAUGGACGAUACUUUCGUGGAUGUUACGACGUUUGUUUUCACACGAAUAAUGAUGCACCACUACAAGGUUGUUGGAUUGAAUCAGCUUUGAUGCGUUUCUUACUAUUCGGCGUUCCUGUUGCUAUAAUUCUCGUUGUUAAUUUCAUAUUUUAUGCUUUGACAGUUCGCAGUAUUCGUCGAGGUUUGAAAUCUGUUCGAGUACAAGUUGAACGAAAGUUUCAACGUAAGAAACAAGUGGUACCUGGUGAACAUGAUGUCAAAAUCUAUAUGCGCAUGGCUGUCCUAGCUGGGUUUGGUUGGACGAUUGGUUUUAUCUUGUUCGCUUUGCCUGACACUCAAAAAGGCUUUCAACAUUACCUUGUGACCAUCUUCAAAUACUUAUUUAUUCUUCUUAACGCAACACCCGGUUUGUUUAUAUUUGUUGUUUAUGUCUGCAAUCGUCGUGUUUUUGGGUUAUAUCGCAAGUUAUUCAUUCUAAUGUAUGAAUUUACUCACUUGCAUUAUCAAGCAAUCAAAGAAUGGUUUUCGAACCAUUGUCAAUUGUAUUUUUAUCAAACAAAAUAUCAAUUUAGUCGAGUUUUUCGUAAACAAAACCAGCAAAAUAUUACAUCGAAUGUAACUACGAUACAGUCACUGUCGGAAAGACAACGAAUUUAA
Adineta ricciae is the source of this 2583-nucleotide messenger RNA. The record is from the annotation of a GenBank genome assembly. Lineage: Eukaryota; Metazoa; Rotifera; Eurotatoria; Adinetida; Adinetidae.